Molecule: messenger RNA, 504 nt
Organism: Pipistrellus nathusii (Nathusius's pipistrelle)
Lineage: Eukaryota; Metazoa; Chordata; Mammalia; Chiroptera; Vespertilionidae
Source: the annotation of a GenBank genome assembly
AUGGAAGAAAAUUACAUCGAUUCCCUGGACCCUGAAAAGCUAUUACCAUGUCCCUAUGAUAGAAACCACCAGAUCAGAGCCUGCAGGUUUCCUUAUCAUCUUAUCAAGUGCAAAAAGAAUCAUCCUGAUGUCGCAAACAAAUUGGCUACUUGUCCCUUCAAUGCUCGCCAUCAGGUUCCUCGGACCGAAAUCAGUCAUCAUAUUUCAAGCUGUGAUGACAAGAGUUGUAUAGAGCAAGACAUUGUCAACCAAACCCGGAACCUUGGACAAGAGACUCUGGUUGAGAGCACAUGGCAGUGCCCUCCUUGUGAUGAAGACUGGGACAAAGAUUUGUGGGAACAGACCAGCACCCCAUUUGUCUGGGGCACAGCCAACUACUGUGGCAAGAACAGCCCUGCAAGCAACAUAGUUAUGGAACAUAAGAGUAACCUGGCUUCAGGCAUGCGCGUUCCCAAGUCUCUGCCGUAUGUUCUGCCAUGGAAAAACAAUGGAAAUGCACAGUAA